AUGUCUGGUCUUAUGCGGACAUCAUCUAGGUCCGAAAGCGAGAAUCACUUUUUUGGCAAGAUUAGCAAUCCAAAGUGCACGUUGGUUGAAUUUCUUAGCCACUUCGACAAGGCCAUUGAAGCGCAAAGGCACGAGCAUCGAAAAAACGAUCAUGACACUCGAUACACCAACCCUGGAGAGUGGAGUGAUUUUGUUCUCGAGAAGCAAGCAGCUCAGAUAUAUACCAGAACUAUAUUUUUGGAUGUUCAACUCGAGAUUCAACAUGCUAUUCAUCGUUGUACUAGUGUCAGAUUAGAUCACGUUAUGAUACGCGAGGAGGAUGUUACUUUUCCGAAACAAUAUAUAUUGAGGCGUUGGACGCGUGAAGCUGUUCCAAAUAGUUCCCCCGGGUCCAUUCUUACGGAUGGCGGAGAUCCAAAUCGUAGUGAGGAGGUUAACUGUUGUGUUUGUGAGAUUAGUCACGCAACUGAGUAUGUUGUGAACAAGUUGAUUUCAAAAUUUGAUAAGUUGUCUGAUUUUCGUGAUCAUAUCAAGCAGUUUAUGUCAGUCGCUGAUGAAGCACAAAUAAAUGCACCUCCCAAGACACGACGUAAUCGAUUUGCUGAACUGCUAGGAGUUGCUCCAGAGAGCACGGCCACUAUCCGUGUUCCAGUUGGUACCAGAUUCAAGGGUUGCGGUUCUCAUAAACGCCUUAAAUCUCAAAAGGAGCGAGCCAUAAGUCAGUCUGGAAGUAAACGUCGUCAAUGUUCAUUAUGUAAAAAAUACGGUCAUAACAGAGUAACGUGUUGGAAAUACACCGUGGUUGUGCCUGAGGCAGGUGCUUCGCGGAAUGCUGAAGGUAACGAAGAUACAAUUCACGAAGGAGAUGCUGCUACAGUUGUUGAAGGUGAUGGUCCUGGAUCGAAUGAUGCCGAUGAUGUGUUUUACACAUCUGGAAACGAUGCAGAUAUGGAUGAUGAGGACAUGGCAGAGUAG
Messenger RNA from Helianthus annuus (common sunflower), 975 nucleotides. RefSeq lists its product as uncharacterized. The record is from RefSeq and is a predicted model, not a curated record. NCBI's taxonomy places the organism in Eukaryota, Viridiplantae, Streptophyta, Magnoliopsida, Asterales, Asteraceae. Gene Ontology annotation, biological process: regulation of DNA-templated transcription. The transcript is spliced from 3 exons. Bases 1 to 975 code for a protein of 324 amino acids.